GAGGACCCGAGCAGGGAAAGGACUCUGUAGGGAACUCGGUGGGAGACUAUGGGGAAGGACCAGGAGCUCCUGGAAGCUGCUCGCACUGGAAAUGUGGUUCUGGUGGAGAAACUCCUGUCUGGCCGGAAAGGAGGGAUCCUGGGCGGUGGAUCCGGACCCCUGCCUCUGUCUAAUCUUCUAAGCAUCUGGCGAGGCCCCAAUGUGAACUGCACAGACAGUUCGGGUUACACUGCUCUACAUCACGCAGCCUUAAAUGGACAUAAGGAUAUAGUUCUCAAACUACUUCAAUAUGAGGCAUCAACAAAUGUGGCAGACAACAAAGGUUAUUUUCCUAUUCAUCUGGCUGCCUGGAAAGGAGAUGUGGAGAUCGUGAAGAUUCUUAUUCAUCAUGGACCUUCACAUUCCAGAGUCAAUGAACAGAACAAUGAGAAUGAAACUGCCCUACACUGUGCAGCUCAAUAUGGACACUCAGAGGUAGUUGCUGUUCUCCUGGAAGAGCUCACUGACCCCACGAUUAGGAACAGCAAGCUUGAAACACCACUGGACUUGGCAGCACUCUACGGACGGCUGAGGGUGGUCAAAAUGAUCAUCAGUGCACACCCGAACUUAAUGAGCUGUAACACCCGGAAACACACACCGCUUCACCUUGCUGCCCGCAACGGUCACAAAGCAGUUGUACAGGUGUUGUUGGAGGCAGGAAUGGAUGUGAGCUGUCAAACAGAAAAGGGGAGUGCUCUUCAUGAAGCAGCUUUGUUUGGGAAGGUGGAUGUCGUGCGAGUUCUGUUAGAAACAGGAAUUGAUGCCAACAUAAAAGACAGUUUAGGUAGAACUGUCUUAGACAUUCUGAAAGAACAUCCGUCUCAGAAAUCUCUCCAGAUUGCAACGCUCUUACAAGAAUACUUAGAAGGUGUGGGGAGGCCAGCAGUCCUGGAAGAGCAAGCACAGGAAGACACAACACAAGAGAAACCCCCGUCCUCUCCUGUGGAGUCUCCUUCCCAGAAGACCAAAAGUGAAACUGUGACUGGAGAGCUGUCAAAACUCCUGGAUGAAAUAAAACUCUGCCAGGAAAAGGAUUAUUCUUUUGAAGAUUUGUGCCACACGAUAUCAGACCACUACUUAGAUAAUUUGAGCAAGAUUUCAGAGGAAGAACUUGGGAAAAAUGGAAGCCAGAGUGUAAGAACUUCAUCUACAAUAAAUUUGUCACCAGGAGAAGUGGAAGAAGAAGAUGAUGAUGAAAACACCUGUGGGCCCACGGGACUUUGGGAAGCAUUAACUCCUUGUAACGGAUGUAGGAACCUUGGCUUCCCCAUGCUUGCACAGGAAUCUUAUCCAAAGAAGAGAAAUUACACUAUGGAAAUCGUACCACCUGCUACUCUGGACACAUUUCCUUCAGAAAAUGAGAACUUUCUCUGUGACCUCAUGGACACAGCCGUGACAAAGAAACCUUGCUCUUUAGAAAUAGCAAGGGCACCUUCACCAAGAACUGAUAAUGCCUCUGAGGUAGCAAUUACUGCUCCAGGAACCAGUAACCAUAGAAACAGCUCGACAGGUCCAACACCUGACUGCUCACCUCCAUCCCCUGACACUGCCCUAAAAAAUAUCGUAAAAGUUAUCCGACCACAGCCAAAGCAACGGACAUCCAUUGUAUCUUCUCUGGAUUUCCAAAGAAUGAAUCACAACCAAGAAUACUUCGAAAUCAGCACAUCUACAGGCUGUACCAGCUUUACUCCCAGCCCUCCAGUUAGUCCACCCACCUCUUCUGGGGGAACCACAGAAGUCAAGAAUGAGAGGCCUGACCACACAG
Molecule: messenger RNA, 1804 nt
Organism: Nannospalax galili (Upper Galilee mountains blind mole rat)
Lineage: Eukaryota; Metazoa; Chordata; Mammalia; Rodentia; Spalacidae
Product: ankyrin repeat and sterile alpha motif domain-containing protein 1B
Exons: 12
Cellular component (GO): cytosol
Molecular function (GO): protein binding
Source: RefSeq, a predicted model, not a curated record